Molecule: messenger RNA, 2110 nt
Organism: Fundulus heteroclitus (mummichog)
Lineage: Eukaryota; Metazoa; Chordata; Actinopteri; Cyprinodontiformes; Fundulidae
Gene: slc35h1
Product: solute carrier family 35 member C2
Exons: 10
Coding region: 191-1294 (367 amino acids)
Biological process (GO): UDP-glucose transmembrane transport
Cellular component (GO): endoplasmic reticulum-Golgi intermediate compartment; Golgi apparatus; cis-Golgi network
Molecular function (GO): antiporter activity
Source: RefSeq, a predicted model, not a curated record
CGCCAUAAAAGCCAGAAGAAGAAGAAGAAGAAGAAGAAGAACGCAGCUACUCUGCCUGAGCCAAAACAACAAAAAAAAAAGGGCAGAGCAGCAGUCGUUCAACAGAUGGUCGCCCCAGUCCCAGACAACAGCUAUGGGUCGGUCCAGAGUUUGUUGGGAGACGGUGGUCCAUCCACACUAGCGGUUCUGGAUGGCGUGGCCGGUCCAGUUUCUCUUCCGGGGCCUUCGCACCGUUGGACUGGUUCUGCUCUACUAUGUCUUCUCCAUAGGCAUCACCUUCUAUAACAAAUGGCUGAUGAAGGGCUUCCACUACCCGCUCUUCAUGACGCUGGUCCAUCUUGCCAUCAUCUUCUGCCUGUCGACUGUGACGCGGCGGGCCAUGCAGUGCUGGACAGGGAAGCCCCGCAUCAUUCUCAGCUGGGACGACUACCUCCGUAAAGUGGCUCCAACAGCCUUGGCCACUGCCCUGGAUAUUGGACUCUCCAACUGGAGCUUCCUCUUCAUCACCAUUAGUCUGUACACCAUGACCAAGUCCUCAGCGGUGCUGUUCAUCCUCUUCUUCUCCCUCGUCUUCAAACUGGAGGAGCCGAAUCCCUUCCUGAUCCUUGUGGUCCUGCUGAUCUCCAGCGGUCUCUUCAUGUUUACCUUCGAGUCGACGCAGUUCAACAUGGAGGGCUUCAUCAUGGUGCUGCUGGCUUCCUUCAUCGGGGGAAUCCGCUGGACCCUCACCCAGGUCCUGAUGCAGAAAGCAGAGCUGGGCCUCCAGAAUCCCAUCGACGCCAUGUACCACCUCCAGCCUCUCAUGUUUAUUGGCCUUUUCCCCCUUUUCCUCUAUAAUGAAGCGCUGAGCCUGAGCGCGUCGGAGAAGUUAUUCCGGGUGACGGAGCUCUCUCCCCUCCUCUAUUCCCUCAUGACGCUGAGUGUAGGCGGCGCUCUGGCCUUCGGGUUGGGCUUUUCUGAGUUUCUCCUCGUCUCCAGAACCUCCAGCCUCACAUUGUCUAUAUCAGGAAUCUUUAAGGAGGUGUGUACGCUGCUUUUGGCGGCAUCUCUGAUGGGGGACAGAAUGAGCAAACUGAACUGGCUGGGGUUCGCAGUGUGUCUCUGUGGGAUUUCAUUACAUGUGGGACUCAAAGCAUUCUAUUCCAAAAAUAAGACUCCUUCUGUCCGACAGCUCGGCAGUAAGAGUUCAGAGCUUCAGCUGCCAUUACUUCGGCAGAACGGAGAGAAAUGCGAGGAUUCGGCUGCCGAUGACUUUAACGAUGAAGAGGAGGAGCAGGAAAUCUGCCUACACUGACCAGACGGCACCUUUGGUCAGAGAAGCUCUUCCAUCUUCCUUGGUUCAGCCUUCUUUCAUCAGAAGGGCUCUGGUUUGACACAGACGGCCUUUUUGCUAGUUUUUUUUGUUUUUGUUGUUCAGCUAGACUUUCACUGCGGACUUUGAACUUAACACAAUUUAAUAUUUCUUUAUUAAAGUCUUGAUAUUUUGACAUAUCAAGUAUUUACAAUUUAUACCAUGGAGAUGAAUGGUGGUAUAUGUUUAGAGCAACACUCUGACACAUGAAGGGGUGGAGACGUUGUUUCACUUAUCCAUCAGCCACACCGGGGAGAGAUCCUGUUCGCAUGUCAUGAAGAAAGAUAAUGUAGGUAUUUUUUCUUUGUCCAAGUUGGACAAGAUGAACAUUUUCACAGGAGCACACAAUUAUUUAUUUUAUCAGAGAAAUGCAUUGAAGCUCAAUGGCAUAUAACUCAAAAUAUUAUUUCAUAGUGUUUAUCAUAAUACUGGGUAUUGGUUGAAUUUUGGCACUUUGACUAAGAUCUAAAACAUUCCUUAAUUGCCUUUAAAUUGCAGGGGCGGUUUCAUGUUGAACAGGAUACUAACAUUAUCCAGUCUUUUUAAAUAUGAUUCAAAGCCAUGUGCCUUACUAAAAACAGAUGGACUAUUUUCAAUAAUGAAAGUCUGUUGAUGAAUUGCUUUAAAGCUAUUUAUGAAAAGGUCUUGACUUGUGUAUGAUUUUCAGUAAAAGAGUCUAACGCUGCAACGCUUUGAUAAAUACUGUAAAAAUGUGGAAAAUGUCUUUUAGUUUUUAAUAAAUUUGUUUCAGCUACGUUA